UACGGUUUCCAAGGCGACGCGUAAACAGUAGGGAGACGUCGCGACGAGCGACGCACGUCUGUUUUUUCAUUACGAUUUUUUGUUUUCAAUUUUCGUGAUAUAACUGUGUUUUAAUUAAGAAUGGCUGAAGAAGGAGCAGCUACGGGUGGUGCUGUGGCGGAAAAAGUGGUACACACGUAUCCUUUAAUAAGGCAUACAGACAUGUCUGAAGAGAUGCGGAUUGAAGCUGUUGAAUUAUCAGUAACAGCUUGCGAAAAGUUUUCCCAAAACAAUGAAAUGGCCGCUCGUAUGGUUAAAGAGUCCAUGGAUAAAAAAUUUGGUCCAGCUUUCCACGUGGUUGUCGGCGAGAGUUACGGUUUCGAAAUAACUUAUGAGUGCACAACAAUAUGUUACAUGUAUUUCGGCGGUAACCAAGCCAUUUGUAUUUGGAAGUGUUCGUGAGUGACAUUCUUUCUUUUGUAGAAAUAUUUUCAAAGAUUCGUCACGUUUGCCGACUCGGGUCUAACCGGUUUCUUGUGCUGAAACUAAUAUGAAUAUAAUGUAUCAAUUAUUGAAGCGUUUUAAAGUGUAUUAAAAUUUUCUGUGCUUUAAAAGAAAGACCUCACCGUUCUCAUGAAGGGAAACAUUAUUAUAGUCUAUUUCAAUAGCAUAUGAAAAGGAAUCUAAAAGAUCGAUAUCACCUAUAAGAUUAUAAUUGCAU
Messenger RNA from Vanessa tameamea, 700 nucleotides. RefSeq names its product dynein axonemal light chain 4. The record is from RefSeq and is a predicted model, not a curated record. The transcript is spliced from 2 exons. Gene Ontology annotation, biological process: microtubule-based process. Lineage: Eukaryota; Metazoa; Arthropoda; Insecta; Lepidoptera; Nymphalidae. The coding region runs from base 121 to 441 and encodes 106 amino acids. Gene Ontology annotation, cellular component: dynein complex.